UAAAGCGGAGCAGGUUGCAAGGGUCCUCGCACUGGCGGGACUUCCAGUGUUGUGGCGGGGCGCGGAGAACUAGCCACCUUCCUGGCUGUGGGCAGGAAACCGGAAGAGGUCCCUGAGCCCGCGAACCUGAAGCGGAAGUGGAAGUGUAACGUUUGUGAGGGAGACAGCUACCUCACUUAACAAGUCUCUGUAGUCUCAGAUGUGUGGCUCUUCCUCAAGUGUCUGGAGCUGAGAUGCGACCCAGGAAGGGAACUGUGGCUAGCUAAGGAGUCAAAGCUUGAUGUUACUUCCAGAUCUCAUGUCAACACUGAGCCCUCAAUUACUGGUGGCAGUUGCUCAGCAGACCCUGGGCAUGGGAAAGAAAAAGGGUCCACCUCGAGCCAUCUGCCUUCACCUGGCUGGAGAAGUGCUGGCUGUGUCCCGGGGGCUGAAACCUGCUGUGCUGUAUGAUUGCAACGGUGCAGGAGCAUUGGCACUCCAGAAUUAUCUGGAGGAGCUGCAGGGGCUGGGCUUUCUGACUUUGGGACUUCACAUUCUUGAAAUUGGAGAAAAUAACCUCAUUGUCAGCCCUGCACAUGUAUGUCAACACUUGGAACAGGUAUUGCUUGGUACCAUAGCCUUUGUGGAUGUUUCUGGUUCCCAACCUCACCCUUCUAUCUGUUCCCUGGACCAGCUUAAGGAUUUGAAGGACAUCGUGACAGAGAUCAUCACACAUUUGAAGGGGCUGCAGAGGGAUCUAUCCUUAGGAGUCUCCCACAGCAUGCUCCAUUGCUCAGACUGGAAUCUUUGUACUCUAUUUGGGAUCCUCCUGGGCUAUCCUGUCUCUUAUACCUUUCACCUGAACCAAGGAGAUGACAACUGCUUAGCCUUGACCCCACUACGGGUGUUCAGUGCUCGRAUCUCAUGGCUGCUAGGUCAAACCUCAGUCCUGCUCUAUUCCUUUAGUGUCCCAGAAAUCUUGUUCCCAGCCCUGAGGGACACUCUAAAUGUCUGGGAGAAGAACCUCAGAGCCCAAUUUAGGACUCAGAAUGACUUUGCUGACCUCAGCAUCUCCUCUGAGAUAGUCACACUGCCGGCUGUGGCCCUCUGACUUUAAUUUUUGUCCUCCUAUGUGGAAGGCAUUCAGAAGAUGGACCCUCUUACUCUGGGAGGUGGCUGCUGGCUGUGGUUCAGCUCUUCUCGACAGUGCUGCAGCUUACGCAUGCA
This is a messenger RNA of Urocitellus parryii (Arctic ground squirrel), 1206 nucleotides long. RefSeq names its product chromosome 9 C1orf74 homolog (gene C9H1orf74). NCBI's taxonomy places the organism in Eukaryota, Metazoa, Chordata, Mammalia, Rodentia, Sciuridae. The record is from RefSeq and is a predicted model, not a curated record.